AAUCCUAAUAAACUUUCUGCUAGAGUGUUUGAGAAAAGAUAUACAAAUACGGUUUUGAAAGGCCCAGGAUGUACCUAUUAAUAGCUUCUCCGCGCGCGCGUUAAUUGUUUCCAUCACCGUAAAGAUCAUUGUGUAUGUUAUUAUUGUCGACUUUUAUUGUCUAAUCUUUAGUAGUCCAUCUAUACGAGAGAGCCGAGCCGGUAGCAAUAAAAUAACCACGACGUAAAUCGACUUAUCUAAUCGAUUUUUCUGCUUCACGAUCGAGAGGAACGAGCAUACUUCGUCCGAGAUUAAAAAGUCAAUCGUUGAACGGAGAUGAAGUAUCCGAUGGAUAUUCAGGAGUUCAACGCGAGUGCCAUUUGACAAUGAGCCAAAAGCCGGCUUCUCCGUUGACUCGGUUUCUUUUUAUACCGUACGGUUUAGCUACGGUAUUAUUGCGCUAUUACUGCCGGGUGUUGGGCAUGGUUGGUGCAGUUUGGCGGGGCGGGAAAAGGUAACUCCGGCAAAUGAGGCCGUUGUCCACCGGUUCGCUGUACGGUAAGUUGGUCCGCACGUCGGAUGAAAAUCCGGACAACUACGUCGUGUGUGUACACGUUUGCAGCACAACAUCUUGGUUCGCUGCCAGUUUUAUUGCAACGUGCAUUUGCGUGCCUAAAGGACUUCCAACAAUCAUGUGGGGCGCAUUGGAAUCGUUUUUAUUUCUCUUUACGUUGAAAUCAUGCAUCGCCGUGGGAAACGCGUAUCCGACUACCGGCUCAGACGUAGAGCCUGCGAAAAAUAAUAUAAUGAAUCUCAUAAACGACGCAACCGCAUCUGCAGUUACAUCGUAUUCGUGUGUUUAUAUACCAUCGAAUUUAGAUUUAUGUAGAUUUGGUUCUAAAUCCACAGAAAAUCUCUGGGAUCCAAAGCAAAAACUGUCAGUAAAUAAAAAGCGCAAGUUAUUGGAGAAUAAUAAAAUGUAUUUUACGUCACGCCCAUCGAUGCGUGUCCCGGGAACGAAAAAGUUUCAAAGUCAACCAUUCGUAAAAACUAUAAUAUAUGAGAUACAAACUUGCGCACCGCCAAGAUUGCCAUUUGUUCUACCUUGGUGCACCGACGAAGAUCUCACCGAUAAGAAGAGCGAGAUCCACAAGCUUUAUCCCUUCAUGAUAAACGGCUUUCCGAAAGGAACAUACGAAUUUCCUACGAUGUUGCCUUCAAAGGAACUCGAACGAAAUCAGCAUAAUUUGUAAUGCACACUGUGUUGUGUGAAUUAAUUGACGCAUUUAAACGGCUAUUAUAAUAAUCGUGUCUAAAGCUUGACGAUAUUAUAAAAGAUAUACUUAUUGAAUUUCAUAAUUUUUUACUUUUAUUAACUAGUACUCCAUUGACAAAUCUAUUAAUGUGGGUGAGUCAAAAGGAAUAAAAAAAAAUAA
Molecule: messenger RNA, 1415 nt
Organism: Temnothorax curvispinosus
Lineage: Eukaryota; Metazoa; Arthropoda; Insecta; Hymenoptera; Formicidae
Exons: 4
Coding region: 507-1232 (241 amino acids)
Source: RefSeq, a predicted model, not a curated record